Varanus komodoensis (Komodo dragon) is the source of this 6821-nucleotide messenger RNA. RefSeq names its product transmembrane protein 201 (gene TMEM201). The record is from RefSeq and is a predicted model, not a curated record. Gene Ontology annotation, molecular function: actin filament binding; lamin binding. Gene Ontology annotation, biological process: nuclear migration along microtubule. The transcript has 6 exons. Gene Ontology annotation, cellular component: nuclear inner membrane. Bases 3 to 1217 code for a protein of 404 amino acids. NCBI's taxonomy places the organism in Eukaryota, Metazoa, Chordata, Lepidosauria, Squamata, Varanidae.
CCAUGGAGGGAGUCGGCGCGCUGCUGGCCGGCUGCCCGAGCGCCGGCCUGGCGGGGGGCCUGGGGGUGACCGUCUGCGCCGCCGCCGGGGGAGUGCUGCUGUACAGGAUCGUGCGGAGGAAGAAACCCACACACAUGACUGUGAACUGUUGGUUCUGCAACCAAGACACGAUUGUGCCCUAUGGGAACCGCAAUUGUUGGGACUGCCCCAACUGUGAACAGUACAAUGGCUUCCAGGAGAACGGGGAUUACAACAAGCCCAUCCCGGCUCAGUACCUGGAGCACCUGAACCACGUCGUCUCCAGGGCCAGUGCCUUCUACGACCCGGCCAAGCCACAACAGUGGGUCAGCAGCCAAGUCCUUUUGUGCAAGAAGUGCAACAACCACCAGACCACGAAGAUCAAGCAGCUGGCCGCCUUCACCCCCCGGGAGGAGGGCAAAUACGACGACGAAAUCGAGGUGUACAGGCACCACCUCGAGCAGACCUACAAGCUGUGCCGCCCGUGCCAAGCCGCGGUGGAGUGCUACAUCAAGCACCAGAACCGCCAGCUCCGGGCGCUGCUCCUGCGGCACCACUUCAGCCACCGGAAGGCGGAGAAGGGCUGCAUGCAGAGCCUUUACGCCACAGUGUCGGCGUCCGCCACCACGCCAGUCCAGGUCAUCGCGCUGCGCGUCUUGGCCUUCCUCAGCUGCGCCGUCCUCGUGGCCGUGGCCUUGUACGGGUCGGACAACCCGUUCUCCCCCAGGCACACAGCCCCUCCGGCUCCAUCGAGCCCCCCGCCGGCGAAAAAUGGCACCCGGGAGAGACCUGCUGCAGCCACCGACAACGGCACCCUUGACCUCUUCGGCUGGCAGGAGGUGGUCCGGUUGAUGCCCGAGCAAACCGUGGAGACGCUGGGAGCCGCCUGGUCGUACGCGAAGGGCCACCAAACAGCAGUGGUCGUCCUCGGGCUUCUGACCUGCUUUCUCGCCAUGCUGCUGGCGGGACGGAUCAGGCUCCGCCGGAUCGACACCUUUGCCUCCAUCCUGUGGCUGGUCGUGAUGAGCUGCCACGUGCUGGAGAACUACCUGCAGGCGGACUCCCCCGGCUGGCUGGACACCGCCAAGUUCGGCACCACUUCCUUGUGCUGCCUGGUGGCCUUCGCAGCGGCCGUGGCUACGCGGAAACCGACCGGCCAGCGGAGACCCCGGCCCCGAAGGUCAGAGCCUGAACGCUGACUGUGGGGGGGCAGAUACGCUGGAAGCAGCUCACGCCUUCCCAUUCACGACCGCGGCUGGGGCUUCUCUUUUUCCUUCCCCACCACCACCACCACCACCACCUCUUUGGGUUCGUUUUGUCGCCCCCCUCGCUUUCCCCCACACUUUCUGUGUCUUUCAGGGACUGUGAAGACCCCUCUUUGCGCCUUCUCCCCUCUCCCUGUACCACACGCUGCAAACAAACCCCCCCACGGCCUUCUCAGUCCGCCUUCAUUCUCGUCAACACUAAACCGCCUCUUUCUCCCCCAAAUUGCUCUCAACUGACCAAUCUCUAAUCCAUGUCAUCCAUCCUCCUUUUGCUCCCCGUGGGCUGAAAGAUUAAAUCUGGAGGUCCCCUUUUUCUCGCUUUCAGGUUUUGCACGGUGUAUGCAUUUGUGGUUUGGGCGGCUCAUGCCUGGAAUGAUGGGUUGUUCUUGGAACACGAGUUCAGUGUUGUCUAGCCCAGCUGAGAUAACAAACCAGGGUGAGCCACCCCCCAGUUCACAAUCCAGCAACAAACCACGGGUUGGCUGUCUGGGUUGUUCGUUGUUAGCAAGCCAUGGGUUCAGACAACACAAUAACCUGUGUUUCAACAACAGCUCACGCUCAACCCCUGAGCCUGGGCUAUCCUGUCUUCUGAACCCAGUCUGUAUCUCACGAGCUGUGUAACAAGCAUUAUCAUAGGACACAAUUCUAUGCAUGUUUACACAGGGGGAAAUUCCUACAAUCCCGGCUUUCCCCAGCCGGUCACACCCAACCUUUGCAGCAAAGCGUGAGUUAAUUUGCAACCGGGUUCCGUACUGCAGCUUCCCUCAAAGUAUCCCAUAACCUGUGUGUUUUACUAUUUAUUUUUUCUUUUUGCAAGUGGUUGGAAGUGUCGCUGGCGGGCCACAUAGGCUGGGUGGGACCACGCUGCCUGGUGUUCCUUGCUCGGUUGGGAGCCAGCAUCACUGAAACAGGAUCGAGACAGGUGUAAAGGGAUAAGCGUAGGCCUGCUCUGGGUGGUUCUUUCCGUGGCGUUUCCCGUUUUUAAGGUUUGCGGUGGAUUUUUUGUGCGUCUGCUUGGAGUGUUCGCUUUUUAUUCAGGCAUGUAUUUUUGGAGUCACGUCAUUGUUAUAACAACAUUAUUAAGUUCAGGGCGGAGUUGGUGGGGGGUAAUUUUUCCUAACGGUCGUCCUGGCUUAUGCUCGAUUAACACCGUUCUGCUGCUUGUCUAUCCUAUAAAGAUAAUGGCUCAGUUCAGACAUCACAGCCCACACUCAAGGGUGGGGUAUUGGUUGAGUGUGGUUUUUUGUUGGACUGUGAAUUGAUUCCUACCCUGCCCUUUUCCCUCUUUUGGGGAAUGCGAGGCAGUCCGUUUUGUCUUUAGAACAGCCUCGUAGGUGAAGCUGAGUGUCAGUGACUGCCCUAAAGUGAUCCAGACUCAAACCCGGAUCUCUUGAGUUCCAGUCCAGUGCUCUAACCACUACUGCAUGCUGCCUUUCAAGAGCUGAGUUCUUUUUGAAACAUGAGUGAUCGUGUUGUCCAGAACCAGCCAAGAUAUCAACCAUAAUGAACAACUCACAAUGUGGCUAUUUGUCUUUAACAAGCCAUGGUUUGUUGCCACUGCUGAGUUCUGACAGCAUGAUAACCCAUAGGUCAAUAACCACUCACACUCAACCCUUAUUGUCUUGUCUGAACCCAGUCAGUGUCUGAAAGCAGGGGUAAAUGGGAGAUGUUUGGUGUCUCCAUUUUUUGAUAUUUGGUAGAUUUUCUAAAAGCAAAAUAUUACUCAUAUUCUUAUUUUAUUGGUAGUCAUCGGUAUUCUAUUUAUUUAUUUAAUUUCCAUGCACCCAACUGCCAAACUUCUCCAGGCAGUUCACAGCAAUCCACAGUAAUAAGAUAACGGUAAUAAAAUACAGCAUAAAACACAAAUACGAUAAACAAGGUGUGAAUUUCAGUAUAUGAAAUUUUAAACCAUUUAAACAGCCAAAACAAUUUCGGGGGGGGGGGGGAACGUAGACCAUCAUAUGCUGUUAAAAACCUGGGAGUAGAGAGUGGUCUUAACCUGGUACCAAAAGGAUGGCUGGUGCCAGGAGGGCCUCAGUGGGGAAAUGAUUCUAUAAUCGGGGCCACCACUGAGGAGCUCCUGUCCUUUGUCGCCAUCCUCCAAACCUCCCUCUGAAGUGGGCACUCAGAAGAAAACCAUCAUGCUCAGAUGCACAUGCGCCUUCUUUGAGCGCAUGGUCCAUUUGAAAUGAAUCGGUAAAGCCAUAAAACAAAAGACUGCUAAGAAAACAAUUACAAACGUUGAUGACACUAUCCUAUACAUGUUUUAGAAAGAAAACAAUUCGUCAGUGCCCCUGUACCUAGUCAGUUUCACCGGUGGCCUGAUGCGUCCUUUCUUUGGACCUCCCUCGGAAAUAGUCUUAGAAAUGUACAUGCAUCAGAGGAGAAAGCCCCUUUUUGAAGACACCCAAAGUCAAGUCUUUAUGGUAUGCAUUAGUCACGAGGAAGCGCAAGCGACGUGCGCGUCUUGUGUACGGCUUUUCCGAACUGUGCAAUGUACAGUUUAGAUUUCUCCAAUAUUUAAGUCUCCGUCCUUCUUUGGGCCAUUGGCCUGGUAUGCAGAGAAUGCGAACGGCCAUUGCUGGGCAGCUGAAUCCUAGGUUGUUGUGAUGUGGGACUUCAGCCCUGCUGCCCAGCCGUGGUUUGUUAGCCACAACCAAUCCUGAAAGCUAGCUCAGGGUUUCCUAUUGGCGUCUAAACUCUGGGUGGUUUAAACUGUGGCUUAUUGUGCCAUGGAAACCCGGAACUGUUCGUUCCUGGGUUGUUCCAGGAAGCUAAAGAGACAGUGACAGGAGUGGUUAAAACAACAACAACCAGUCCGUGCCAGUUCUACAGGACUGGAAAGGCAUUUGAGGGAGGGACAGGGCAAACGAACAGCUGAAGUAGAGGCGAAAUAAACAAGUCAGGGACUGAGAAAGUAAACCUCGCAUGACUAUCUGCAGGACAAAUCCCAGGCACAACUGUCAAUCCUAGGUUAAAUAAACCAUGGGUUAAUGUUGCAUGAGAACCAGGCCAUUGUUUUGCCUCUGGGGUGAGAAAUGGCGGGUCCUGUCUCAUAUGGUUGCGGGUGGGGAUUAGCCCAGGCCGUUCCUACAUGUUGCGGGCUGCCCCCCUUCCAGAAACAUGGCGGGGGAGCUGCAGAUUGCAUUUCUUCAGCAUGGAGUUUCUUAAGCUGCAUGUAAGCUGGGUGGGGAAUAUGCCACAUGGGGGAACAGCCUGAGCAGGGAAGACAAUCAGUUGGACCGGCUGGUUUGCACCCUACUGAAAAGGCACAGAAAGAAACGGAUUUGCCGGGAACUUGUCUCCUCUGGAUCCCAGUGUGUUUCCCUUACUGUCAAGAGGGGCUCUGAGGGUUCUCCACCCUCUUUUUCCUUGCGUGUGUUUGUGUCGCUAUUCCGUUCUCCCUUUAAAUCUUUCCCCGUUUCCCUUCCUUUCUCCAACACCCCCUUCCAACAACAUCUCGAUCUGUUUCUAAUCGCGUGUGCAUCUCAGUGGACAAGAACGAGUGCUUCCAACAGACACCCCUUCGCUUUUUUAAAAUGCUGUUUUCACUUUAAUUUUUAACAAUAUGCUUUGUACCCCCUCCCAAUUUGCAGUGAGUUGAAGGAUGCGGAUUUGAUUUAACUCUUGUUGUUGUGUGUUGCUGCUGUUAUUGUUGUCGUAUUUAUUACAUUUCUAUACUGCCCUUAACCAAAACUAACUGGGCAGUUCACAUAUGAUUAGUCAAUGCACAUAUAUGUAACCAAACUGGGAUUAUUUAUUCUCAAAUAUUAUGAUAUUUAAAUGAAAUAGAUAGCUCUGUUACUUCCAAAAUCUUUUAAGUUGCACACAUUAAAAGGUGGGGCUGUAGAAAUAGGAUGCCCAACCGUUUAAAAUUGCUUGUAUAUCCAACUCAGAGCAAGUAAAAACCGUGGUUUGUUCACCAUAAAGAACCCUUGAAGAGAAACCAUCGUUCGUUGUUGGGUUUGUGAACUGUAUGCCGUUUGGCGCUAACAAACCAUGGCUUGUUGGUGCGGCUGGGUUCUGACAGCACGGUAGCCCACGAUUCAGCCACAACCGCCAUUCACCCCUCGCAUUGUCUGAGCCUCUUCUGUGUGUGGUUUCUCUUUCAGUAAUUCCCUUGAAGGGGAAACAGGAAGCUCCAGUUGGCGCCGGCUGUCAGAAUAUUUCUUACGGCUCCACACAUGCUUCACAACAAGCCGUGGUUUGUGACCCAGACCACGCUUCACGCUCCCAGACAGACAGAUGAGGUGGUUUAGAACUGCUUGCCAGCGUUCCUUUUCCAUCUUCCUGCUGCGCUGCUUCAUGUGUCCAUACACUACUCUUUCUUUCAUCUCUGUGGCAUGGCAGCCUCUGCACCCAAAAAUGAUCCCCGAUCUGACUGAUCCGGGGGCAGGGAAGAAGCUUUUGCAAGAGGGUGAGCCAUUGGCGUCGGCCGCGGUUUUCGGUAACGGCAGUGAUCAGCGCUUGUCUUGGUUGCUGCCAUUUUUCUCCCAGAAUGCUGAGGGGUGUGUGGCAACAACCAGGAGGAAUUCGGUGUUUUGCCCCUGAAACUUCUGUGCGUGUUUUCUCGUUGUUGUGACACGUAACUGCUCUCGUGGAGGGCCCAGGCGGUCAGGACUCCCGUAGUGGAAAGUCCCACAUCCGUGGCAGUUGCUGGCAGCUCACAAAACGUUGUGCUGUGUGUAGAUUUGGUUGCCUGUGGACUGUCUGGGGUUUGGCUCCAUUAUCCACUCAGAUUUGGCAGGCGCCCAUCCAAAUGCGUUUGCGCUCCCGAAAAUUUGCACCUUCUCCAAAAAUGCCAUUUUCCACACUUUAACCUAUGUGGGAAAUUAACAUUUUGGGUCUAAUUUAUGUAUUUGAAUAUGACUAAAAGUGCAUAGCAUUGCCAGACCUGUCCACAGAACCCACAUGACCUGGGAAAAGCCAGUCCACUGCAGAAUCUGCGGGUCAAAUUUGUCGAAAUGUGAAUCCCAUGGAAUAUUGGCGGAUUCUUCCAAUAUCCCAAGCACAGUGACCGCGAUGGACACGGGAGGCUUCCUCUGUGUUGCAGAUAAAUUGGGGACGACCUUCCAGGUGAGGGUAAUCGGAGCUUUUUUCUGUGUGUCGGCUCAUAAAAUGCAUUUUGGUGCUAGCAGGGGAAAGGUGGCCCCUUGAUGAGAACUGCAAAGUUCCCACGCCUUGAUCGGCGGCUGUGGGGGAAGGCUUCUCCCCUGCCCCAGCUUGGCCCAAAUUCUCACUGCCCCUGCAGCAGAAAAGAGUUUGUGGAUUGAAGUGUCUCCCGCCCCCAGUUAACACGUGUGAAUACCAUAGUCCAAUGGAUUGUCUUUAAUUUAUAUUAUUGUGAAUUAUUAUUAUUAUCAUCAUUAUUGUCCUCCAUUUUAAUCUUUCUUUUUUUUUUUUGGAAAAUCUGAUAUUUUAUAUAGCAUACUUGUGCCUCAUUCUGUAGCUGACACACUCCUGUUAUUGUAAACACUAUUUGUGCUGCCAGAUUUUAAAAAUAAAGGCCUCCUUUGCCCUACCUUUUUUUGGAAAGUG